Molecule: messenger RNA, 9468 nt
Organism: Epinephelus fuscoguttatus (brown-marbled grouper)
Lineage: Eukaryota; Metazoa; Chordata; Actinopteri; Perciformes; Serranidae
Gene: doc2b
Product: double C2-like domains, beta
Exons: 9
Coding region: 348-1538 (396 amino acids)
Cellular component (GO): membrane
Source: RefSeq, a predicted model, not a curated record
GCAGCGCAGACGUGGGCAGAGUGUGGGGGUAUAGGAAGAGGAGAGAGCGGGAGGGUAGGUAGUAGUGUGUGUGAGGCUGUCAGACAGCAUGGUCUGGGUCUGAGGACAGCACAGGAAGACGCAGCAGCAGCAGCCUCCAGAUCUCCAUGUAGACCAGUGUGGUGACAUCCACAGCUCACCUGGACCCGUCCACCCGUCAGCACCCACCCAGAGCAACACCCACCUCUUUCUGAGAAACAAGAGGAAGGAGAGGAGGACGAGGGGGGUGGGUCUGUUUAUCUUCUUUUUUUUUUUUUCUUUUCUCAGUUUUUUGGUCUUGGGAGUAGGCUCCGGGCUGGACCGCAUGCAUGACACAACGCAAAGGCGAGAAACCCACCAUCAGCAUCCAGGAGCACAUGGCCAUUGACGUGUGCCCUGGCCCCAUCCAGCCCAUCAAGCAGAUCUCCGACUACUUCCCCCGUUACCCGCGGGGCCUCCCCCCUUCUGUGCCCCACCAACUGGUGGCCUCUACCCUUUCCGGCUCCGCGGCCGCCACCUCUGCCACCGCCGCUGCCGAAAGUGACCGCUCCAAUGAGGAUAAACCGGACCGGGCUUGUGCCGGAGCCUCCGCCUCCUUACAGGCCACCAAGAGGGACGAGGAGCCCGACGUGGAGGGAUACGACUCAGAUGACUCCACUACACUGGGGACCUUGGACUUCAGUUUGCAGUAUGACCAGGAGAACAAUGCACUGCACUGCACCAUUAAUAAAGCCAAGGGGCUUAAGCCGAUGGACCACAAUGGGCUUUCCGACCCCUAUGUCAAGUUGCACCUACUGCCCGGAGCCAGCAAGGCCAAUAAACUUAGAACCAAGACCCUGCACAACACACUCAACCCUGUCUGGAGUGAGACCCUGACCUACUACGGCAUCACCGACGAGGAUAUGGUCCGCAAAACACUCAGGAUUUCAGUGUGUGAUGAGGACAAAUUUCGCCACAACGAGUUCAUCGGGGAAACGCGAAUCCCCCUCAAGAAGCUGAAGCCCAACCAAAUCAAAAACUUCAACAACUGCCUGGAGAAACAGUUACCUGUCAACAAGACAGAAGACAAAUCCCUGGAGGAACGAGGACGCAUCAUGAUUUCUCUCAAGUACAACACCCAGAAGUCUUGCCUGGUAGUGGGCAUCAUACGCUGUGCUCACCUCGCCGCCAUGGACGCCAACGGCUUCUCUGACCCCUACGUCAAAACGUACCUGAAGCCUGACGAGAACAAAAAGUCAAAGCACAAGACUGCUGUGAAAAAGAAGACGCUCAAUCCAGAGUUCAACGAGGAGUUCUGUUACGACAUAAAAUAUGCAGACCUCACCAAAAAGACCUUGGAGGUAACCGUGUGGGACUAUGACAUCGGAAAGUCCAACGAUUUCAUAGGUGGUGUAUCUCUAGGUAUCAAUGCAAACGGAGAGAGGCUCAAACACUGGUUUGACUGCCUUAAAAACAAGGACAAGAAAAUUGAGCGCUGGCACACGUUGACCAAUGAAUUACCCGGAUCAUUAAAUGACUGAAGACCCACAUCCUGUCGUCCAACCUGUUGGCCCCCGUCCCUCCCCUGGCUGCACCAGAUAGGACUCCUGCCUUCACUGUCCUUACGCCUCCUCCCAGCUCUUCUUCUCUGGAUUUUCCUCAUGUUGGCCACAGCGACCUGUGACACCUCUUUGGGAAUAUAUUUCCUCUCAACAGGGCUCAGUUAAAAAUAUCCUUGCAUUUGUGUUCACAUGUACAACAGGGGGUUGCAUGGCUGCUCAGUUAUUUUUCUUUUAAGAGAAAUCAAAUCCACAAAAUGAAUCACGUGGAUGGUAGUGUUGAUUUUUAGGCUUCAUUAUUCUGAUUUCCUGUUUGAUCAGAGUAGAUAAAAAGGAGCAAAUGCUUUACUUUUGAUGAGAUCUUUCACAGCAAUUCAAAAAUUUACCAAUGAUUCAACAGUCCCUGAAACAGCACAAACAAAUCCGUCAUACAGUCAUCUUGGUGGUGAAAGAGCGGAGAAUCUAACAAAGGAUGUAGCAACAUUUUCAUACUGUCGGAGUCUGCAGGAAUGCUGAGUGGAAUAGUUCUCAUUUCGAUAUCUGAAGAUGUUGCACUUUAAUAUGAUAGUAAAGCUGUUAGGUAGUGAAAGUCCUGUUGUUCAUCGCCCAUGUGAAUGGCUCAAAGACAACGGGCCAACUUCAAGUAGUUUGUAGAGAAACAUGGAGCAUUUAUCCUUUAGUGUGACUCCUACUGUACAAGUUAAGGCCUCAGUAUGCUUCACACAAACCAGAUCGUACAUUAUGGAGUCUGACUGAGACUGUCCUCCAAGAAACUAGGGCUGCCCCUGACUGAGAAUUUUCUGAGUCGACCAAUAGUCAUCAUUUAGGCCCAUUAGUGGACUCGUCUCCCGCAUGUUUACCAUAUUAAUUUAAUUAUUUUGGGCGGGGCAGCACAAUGGUUUGAGUUCAAAGUCUGAGAAAGAAUAGUAUAGUAUAAGCAUACCAUCGACAUUCCCGAGGUUUUUGUGCCUAAACCAAACCAAACAUUAACCAUAGUGAUGUCACAUUAGAAAACAUACUUGACCCCAAUGCGAAAAGCCUGCCAUCAUCGCUUUCCCCUGGCCAGGGGCGGAGCCAUAUGUUGUUAACACUGGGGCUCAGCCUGGGGGCAUGCUCCCUCGAUGGAAUUUUUCCCCAUUUACAGCAGCUAUAUGCAAUAUUUUUCAAGCCUUUUGAGACAAAAGAAUGACAAGGGAAAUUUGGGAAAAGCAUGAUAGUUGCCAAGGAAAGAAAAUCUUCCUGUGGAGCCUACAUCCUAUUUUGUAUUUAAUUGUUCUCCAACUGUCUUCAUCAUUCUGAACCAUAACAGACCAAAUAUUGACUAAUUCUCACUCCUGCCACCUAAAAAGAGGCAAAAACUGUCUGAUGAUACUAUUUUUAAAUUACACAAGAUGGGUGGGAAUUUGGCGUAAACAGCAUUAAUCUUAAAACAUAUUCUCGUUACACCACGCUGGAGUCCGCCUCUGCUCCUGGCUGCAUCCCACAGCGAACACUUCCAAACUGUCUCUGCUAGAGGGCAAUAGUUGUGUUGUACAUGAUAAUAGAAACAAAAAGUUUUAAAAAACGGUUGUGAGAAGAAUAAAAAAAAGAGAGCAAAGACAGCUUGAGAGAGAAAGUUCAAAUGCUGCCUCUGGCUUUCAGACUGAGAACAGUAUUUCAAUAUGCUGUGGUGGUGGUGGUGGUGGUGGUGGGGUUUUUUAGGUGUUGGUGAGAUAAUGAAAUUCACGAGGUUCAGUUCCAAGGUAUAUAUCCAUGAAUUUAAAGGCUUAAUAAACAUGGAAACACUGCACAGUGGCUUAGAACAUCACAAAAAAGGAUGUCACGUCAAUCACAAGGCAAACAGCAGAAAUACGGUGUGUCCAUUCUGGCUUUGCGCUUGAUUGAAGUUACAACUUCUGCAUAUUUUAAUAAGUUUUAAGAUGACCCUGAACUUUUUUGAUGGAGUCUUCUGUGUGGACAUCCCACUGCCUCAGCAGAAUGGCCUCCCUCCCCUCUGUCUGCAGGCGUUCAUAUGUAAGACUGUCUGAGAGCUUUUCCACCAUCGAGGUCUCAGAUACUGGUACGCCAGUAAUUACGUUUGAAGUAUACUGAGGUCUUCAGUCCUCUUCCCAGUGAGCUGCGGAGCAGUUUGUUGGAGAGGACAGAGUAUCAUAAUCGCACCAACAACACCAAACAACACUAAAUCUAGUUCUCAAUGGUUAUAAGAUGUUUGCAGAUGAUAGCUAUAAGUUCAGCAUAGACGAUUUUUUUUUUAACAACUUAUACUCAUCUGUAAAACUGGCAGCAUGUCACGUUACCAAAUUUCUGUCCAUUGAGCAAACUCUGUGAUACAAAAAUCAACUUUGCCUCCUAAAGCAACCCAGUCGCUAAAAUGAAUGUUGGCAUUGUACAUUUCUGCAACCCAGUGAUAAGUUACUUUUGCACGUUAUAAUGUAGCAGAUACACUGAAACUUUAUUCUCAACAGUGCUGUGGUUAACAUGUUCUUGGGUUAUGUUUUGAUUAUAGCUACGUAUAGAUCAUGUUUUGGCUUAAAAUACUCUGGUUUUGGUGGCUUAAAGGCUGCUGGAAAGGCACCAACGUCUUGGUACUAUCCCUGGUGGCAUGAUUGUAGAAAACCAGUGUUGCACACUCUGGUUCCCUAUGCAUUUCUUUAAUUUUGAUGACGUUUUGGCUUUUGGGCCUUCUUCAAGAUCAACAAACAUACUGAGACACAGGUACACUGAUCUGCUGAUAUGGACCACACUUUUGUUACACAGCUGAUGAUGAUUAGGUGAUCAUGCCACAGCAUUAGGUUGAGCAAAUCACAGUCACAUACAGAGUCACACAGCUGACAGUGGUUAAUGAUGCCAAAGCAUUAGGCAAAAAAAAACAACAACACAAUUUUGAGGCCCUCAACAAAUCAAGACCUUUAAAGCAAAAUGUUGUCAGGAGCUACAGCUAAUCGAGUCAUCAAAACAAAUGACAGCCACCACAUAUUCUACCACAUUUCACACUAUCCCUGGUGGCAACACGGUGACCAGUGGCUUACAAAGACUCACAGUUAUUGCCUUAUCUGCUGUCUGCUGUAUACCGUAAAAGCCAACACAUUCUCACUCUGACCUUGUCACAUAUGGACGUCUGGUCAUGGACUUUCCACGUUCUAAUACGAUGUGAAAGGUACCCUGGGUGCGUUGGUUGUUGACGUUCCGGGACACCGUGUCAAGUUCUGCCUGUUACAUGCAUUGUCUUCUUUCAAAAUAAAUGCAUUACAUCAGUGCAACACCACAAACUGACGUUUUUGUCCUGCAACAACUAACACACAUGGUUGGGUUUAGGAAAAAAGAACAGGGUUUCCUUUAUAAUCUUACAGGAUGCGAACACAGCUCUCUCGGGUGAAAGUCGUUGUUUGUUGGACCCAUCCACCACUGUACUAUAAUGGUGACCAGCCACUUAUCAUGUCGACGUUGAGAGACGGCUUUUUUCAUCAGUGUCCGACACUGCAAGUCACUGCCCACACACUGGAUUUCAACGACUUCGGAGUGAGACCGGGUUGUAAAAGUAGUAGUCUCGCUAAAAUCCUAACAAUACCCAUCCCUAGUCUGAUGUUGAGCCCUGAGGCUCUGCUGUGCUCUGUGGCUGGCUUCCAGGUUUCAAGGCACUAUGUGGCCCUUCUGCCUCUUGUCUGAACCCACUGUUCUUAUCUAGAUGUGCUGGUACCGACAUUUGGCACCGAAUGAAUUUAACAUGAAGUGGUGCACAGCAGCACCGACAUCAUUCAGUCGGUACUCUUAAAAGUACCCACCGUUACUAUCCACCACCCUCUCAACUAUCCAAUGACAAUGUCAGCUCAUCUACUUCUUCACUUUAGAAAUGUUGGUGUGAUAUGUAUAAAAUGUACAAACGUAACCUAUUGAUGGUUUCCAGAAACUUACAAUCCCACAUUUCCUUCUGGUGACUGGGUUGCCUCAAGGCUACUUACAGCAAGUAUUCACAAACGUUUAAAAACACCGAUGCCCUGUGUCUCUCUAUAGGCUAAUCACUAUGAGACAAUGCUAGGUGUCAAAGCACCACUUACUCGGAUUACUCACUGGUUUUUCAGUGCAACUCCUGAUCUAUAGAGCUGCCUAGUUUUGUGGUAAUCCUGAUGUCAAGACUCCACAAGUGUUUCAUCCAUUCAGUCACUACAACCAGACUUGUUACUUACAGUGCUAAAGCAACGGGUAGCUACAUCAGAUAUGCAUUUAGAAAUUCAAGUAUAACUGGGGAUGAAUCAUGGGUACAAGGCCACAGCGCUGUUUUCAAUCAGAUAGCUGUCUGCCUGUGGUCAGAAGUGAUUUUUACACUGAAAGCUUUACCGAGCUGGGCUUCAGACUGCAAGGGCAAGAUGGAAUUUCUCUCACGCAGAGGCACAGGGAGCCAACAAGUGCAGUAAGAGCAUAAUGGUGUAAUAGCGGCAUUGAAUCUGUGAUUAUUCCAGAGCUGGAGAGGGUUAUGAAUACAAAAGUAGAUCUCAUAUGCACCUGAUGAUUCAGAUGAUCAGGGGAUAAUUUCAGCACUGAGGUGAAAGCUUUGACUGUACACUGCGAUCACAUCACACAGUCUGUAUGGAGGGUGGAGAGGCCACUUGAUAGAGACCCGCUGUAAUCAACAACAGAAUGAGGUUCAGUGGCCGAGCAGCCUGGUCUGGAAAUCACUUGUCGAACCACAGCACCACAUGAUUGGGCAGCUCUAUGGUGUGUGUGUGUGUGUGUGUGUGUGUGUGUGUGUGUGUGUGUGUGUGUUGCUUAUUGUUUACAGAAAAAGUACUUUCCACAAAAAACUAGCUGGCAGCAUUUUCAGACGUAAUGUGGCUGAAAAUGUACCUGAGUCAUUCUAUAACUGAGGGUACAUUUCAUGUCCUGUGAUGAUUAUUAUAUAUUUUUAAACUAUUUUCUUCAAAAUACCAUAUUUAACAGAUUAAGGGAAAGCAUAAUAUAAAAUCUUAAAGACAUUUUGUGCACUCAAAGGCCCUCGUAUGUCAGUCUAUCAUACAAGCCAACGCAGAUCUGACUGCAGAAAUCAUCUUACAGUAGGAUUCAUGAAACGUUCUUUUCUCGCCGAUCAUAGCAUAGGAAUGAUGAUAAAUGCUACUGCUGAGAACAAUCGUCAUUUAAGUGUUCUGUCCCAAUAUAUUCACUGUUAGGAAGCCUUGCCCCUAGAGUUUACAAGAUGGAGAGACGUAAUAUGGCCAAGAAACUUGUGAGUUUCCUCCAUGGGGUGGCUGGGCUCAACCUUAGAGCCAGAGCUCCGACAUCUGGAGGGAGCUCGGAGUAGAGCCGCUGCUCCUUUGCGUCAAAAGGGGUCAGUUGAAGUGGUUUGGGCAUCUGAUCAGAAUGUGGCCUGGACACCUCCCGUUGGAGGUGCUUUGGGCAUGUUCCACUGAAGCCCCAGGGCAAACCCAGAACACGCUGGAGGGAUUACAUAUCUCAUCUGACCUGGGAACACCUCGGGGAGUGGCUGGAAAGCGUUGCUGUGGAGAGGGACAUCUUGGGUGCUUUGCUUGGCCCACUGCCCCUGCGACCCAGUCCCAGAUAAGAGGAUGAAAAUGGAUGGAUCAAUCGUAUAUAAAGAUAUUUUGUGCACUCAUUGGCCCUCAUUUAUCAAUCUGUCAUACAAACCAACACAGAGCUGAGUGCAGAAAUCAUCUUACGAUAGGGUUCAUGUUUGAACCAUUAAAACGUUCUUAUCUGGCCGAUCAUAGCAUAGGAGUGAUCUGAUGGUGAUAAAUGUGGUUGCUGAAAAAACAGUUGUCAUUUAAAUGUCCUGCCUUGAUGUAUUCUCCGUUUAGAGGCCUCACCCCAAGAGUUUACAGCACAGAGAGACGUAUACAGCUGAGAAACUUCUCUGAAUGAAAACGCUGACGUACCAGGUCAAAUAAGCAAAGUAUCAAAGGACAUCAAAGGAAGUCAAGCGUUGCAGGGGACAAUUGACCUUGAGCCUGGGAAAUUUAAUGUAAUAUUUAAUUGGUUAGGAUUCUGCACAGCACACUGAUGCAUGACUAGCUACAUGACAAGCUAUUGGGUAACAAGCAAAAAAAAUCCUUUUUUUUUUUUUUUUUUAAAUGUGAAAUGUACCCAAAAUUAUAAAGUGACUCACCUGCUGUUUGUCAAAAGGGCCGUAUUUCAAAAACAGAAAGUUUACGUCAAAUAUUUAAAAAAAAAAAAAGGAAAAAAAAGAAUAAUAUCAAAAGCAUGUAUUGUUUACAACAGCCUAUUGUUGCUGACAUUUGCUGCUGGAAGGGCGAACACGCCUGUCGCUAAAUUCACUGCGAUUAUUCAGUCGUGCGAUGCAGACUGUGCUGAGAUGGUCCAGGGUGAGAAGGGCAGAAUUUUUUAAUAUACUAGCUGUGUAUGUAUAUUGUUACGUAUCUGUUGAAGGGUUUCUUUUAUAUAAUGUAAGCAGCUCCACUAUAAAUGUAUCAAACAGAAUGUACAUGUUUAACCCCUUCUAUUCCACAGUAGACCCUCUGAGAAUGUGCAGCGUAGUGUGUUGUUGAUAUUGUUCAUAUGUCAAAUCUCAGGCUCUGUAUUUGGAGCACACAUAUCUGGGAACAGAGAUGGUUGAACCCCGGAGCAAACAACCAGGAGCUCCGUCACUCAAGUCAGAUAACAAAUUUUACUUUCUAGCCUGUUGAAUUAUUUAUGUUUUUUCUUUCUUUUAAUAAUUUAUGUUACAGUUUGAUACCCCGAGUCCCUGUGCAGCCCUAGAAACUUACCAGGACUGAAAACCCCCAACUUGAGUUGCCCUCAUGGACCAGUAGGCUGGAAUGCAUGCCAUGUAUUUGUGAUUUUAUGAGUUUGAUCCCGCAGUAUGACCUUUUCUGCAUGCCCCUCCCCCCACACCCAAACCCACCUUGUUGUAAAUUCCCACCGUGCACUGACUGGUAACACAGAAUACGGCAUACAAAUAGUCCUCACGUUAACGUUCAGGAUUCCUGUCAGGCUUGCAAUUCAGCUAACAGCUUUUUGUCAUUACCUCACGUCACUGUAAGUGAUAGGCCGGGCAUGUUUGUUUCUAGGAGCAUGUCGAUCCUGUCAGUGUGACUGUUUUUAUAAUCACAUCAUUUAUUUAUAAUCACGAACAGCCCCAAAGUCCAUUCGUUGUAUCAUUUGACCCUUUCGAACCCCAGUUUCAUUGUUGACGCAGUGUUAUUAAAACUAUUACGUCGCUUUCACACUGUCUUCUGUUAAAUCCGAAGAAAAUUUGAUUUUGACAAAUGGCAUCACACCUUCGAAGCCAGGGAAUUAAAUGUUUAAUGCAUUACAUCGGCCCUCACGUUCACAGCCUCUUCAGCCACAUCGAUUUGUGAUGCACAGACCGGCUGUGAAACCUUGUUGGCAUCUCAAUAUAAUCCUUGACACAACAGUGAUCCCUCUCUCUCUGAUGAAUAUGUAAUGAAUACAACCGACAUGUGAUUUUGAUUUUGUAAUCUGUCUGCCUUUGUAUGCAAGCUCAAUAUUAUGAAAAAAAAAAAACACAACUGCAUGCGUAUGUUCUUGGUUUUGUCAUGAGAUGACUUUGCCUAAUGUUUGAUACUGUUUUCUGUAUAAAAAAAACAAACUACACGACUGUGGAUGCUCUAAGAUUAUGCUAUAAGUCAGUCUUUCUUCUGGACAACAUUUUGUACCUUUGAACACUAUCGCAUUGCCUGUUUGGCUGCUGUAUUGACUAUCUGGAAGCGUGACUUGAUGUGAAUUAAAAUCUCUCCUUUGUUGUUUUGUUUCCUUUUUAACACUCAGGCACUUGUUUGCAUUCUUCUGGUUUGUUGAAUGUAUGACUAUAAAUGCAUUGUCUCUAAUUAUAUUUUAGUGCCACGCCAACUGGACGGUUAUUGUGCCUUUCCUUGUUUCUAUUUCUGUAUUAUUGCUUGCAUGCUUUUCAAAGAAUAACCAA